Molecule: messenger RNA, 1901 nt
Organism: Morus notabilis
Lineage: Eukaryota; Viridiplantae; Streptophyta; Magnoliopsida; Rosales; Moraceae
Product: geraniol 8-hydroxylase
Exons: 2
Coding region: 86-1600 (504 amino acids)
Molecular function (GO): monooxygenase activity; oxidoreductase activity, acting on paired donors, with incorporation or reduction of molecular oxygen; heme binding
Source: RefSeq, a predicted model, not a curated record
ACUCAACCAUAUUAUGGUGAUCUUCCUCUGUCUGUAACAGGGAAGAGACUGGAGAGACAGAUAACAAGAAGGGGGUAAUUAAGAGAUGUAUAUUUUCACCAGUUUAUUGUGUCUUGUUCUCAUCCUUUGUAUCUCAAUUCAAGCCUUCAAUUCAUUUGCAAAUCGGCCCAGAACCAAAAAUCUACUUCCACCUGGUCCAAAACCUCUUCCCAUCAUAGGAAACCUGUUGGAGCUCGGUGACAAACCCCACAAGUCCUUGGCCAGGCUUUCCCAGACUUAUGGUCCGAUUAUGAGUCUUAAACUCGGCCAACUAACGUCAAUUGUCGUUUCCUCACCAACCAUGGCUAAGGAAGUCUUACAAACACACAGCCAGUUCUUCUCCAACCGAACAAUCUCAGACGCAGCCCGCGCCUCCAAACACUGCGAGUUCAGCAUGAUUUUUUUACCCGUCUCAACUUCAUGGAGAGACCUACGGAAAAUACUCAACGUCCACUUGCUUGCCAGCAAGGUUCUUGAUGCCAACAUGAAUCUGAGGCACAACAAGGUACAAGAGCUCCUAUGUGAUCUCAGAAAUAGUGCUGAGGCCGGUGAGGCGGUGGAAAUUGGAAACGCUGCUUUCAAAGCUUCUUUAAGUCUGUUGUCCACCACCUUUUUCUCUAUGGAUUUAGCUGAUCCGAAUUCCAACAAUGUAAGAGAGCUAAGGAAGACCGUUUGUAGUACUCUUGAAGAGUUGGGAAAACCGAAUCUCACAGACUAUUUCCCGUUUCUUAGGUGGAUUGAUCCCCAAGGCAUUAGGAGGCGCACCAAUGUUCACUUCCGAAAAAUGCUGGACUUGUUUGAUCAUAUCAUCAACCAAAGGUUGCAACUCAGGGAAAUGGGUGAUUCUGUGAAAGAAAAUGAUAUAUUGGACACUCUUAUCAACAUGAUGGUGAUCAAUGAAGAGAAGAAAGAAAAUGAUCACCUAAACAAAACCACACUUGAACAUUUCUUGAUGGAUAUAUUUGAAGCCGGCACUGAAACAGCUUCAUCCACAUUGGAGUGGUCAAUGGCUGAGCUACUAAAAGCCCCAGAGAUCAUGUCAAAAGCCCAAGCAGAGCUAGAGCAAGUUAUUGGCAAAGGAAACCAAGUGAAAGAAUCAGACAUAGCUCGGCUUCCUUACUUGCAAGCCAUUGUCAAAGAAACCUUCCGCUUGCAUCCUGCAGCCCCAUUAUUGGUUCCUCGCAAAGCUGAGAGUGAAGUUGAAGUCUGUGGGUAUACCAUCCCGAAGGAUUCUCAAGUGCUAGUCAAUUUAUGGGCCAUGGGAAGAGACCCCAACAUCUGGGAAAAUCCCCACAAGUUUAUGCCGGAGAGAUUCUUGAAAUUGAACAUAGAUGUUUUAGGCCACGAUUUUGAGCUCAUUCCCUUUGGUGCCGGGCGGAGAAUAUGUCCCGGGUUGCCAUUGGCAAUGCGAAUGUUGCACUUGAUGUUGGGUUCUUUGCUUCACUCCUUUGAUUGGAAGUUGGAGGAUGGGGUUAACCCGGAAACUUUGAACAUGGAAGGCAAGUUCGGGAUCACCUUACAAAUGGCUCAGCCUUUGCGAGCACUCCCUAUGGCGCCAUGACCAAUUGCUUCCUCAUGAAAACUUUCGUGGGAUACAUGUUACGUAUCAUGUAUUUCAUUGUCUAUACCGUGUUGCUACCAUUUUGGAAAAAAAAAAAUGAUGAUGGAUUGAUGGUGUUAAUUAUAAUAAUACUAUUACGAGAGUAAAAGUUUGUGUCAUGUAAAACCACAUAUAAAUGAAGAUAUUAGACUAAUAAACCUUGUAAAUCUGCUUGAUGAAGAGAGCAAAUACUGGAUUUGUUAUUUCGAUCAUAUCAUCUUGCUGCGUACGUCAGUUUCCUUGCAAUUUCAAUGUAUCAUCA